UUGACAAAUCCCAAUUACUAAUUUUCUCGACCCACACACAUCCAAUGGCGAUGCCAGCAGCAACAGCUUCUGCAAAAUCACUUAUCAAGAAGCUGCUCUUCCAUUCCCCAUCGGCACCGCCGCCGACUAUCUCCCCUCUUCGAUUCUCCUCCGCCUCCACCAUAACCAAAGCAACAUACGGUAGUAUCACAAGCAAAAGCAGAAGCAGAAGCGAGCCGACUAAAAAGCAGAAGCAGAAAGCAGAUCAGUUGUUGAAGAGGCGAACGCGGUCGGAGAGAGAGAUCGACGAGGAUGACUUCUCGAAGCUUUACGGAAAUGACAAUUCUGCCCAUGUACCCGUCAUGCUCGGCGAAGUUCUCGACGUAUUCGCUUCGAUUUCUCUCAAAUCGUUCGUCGAUUGUACUCUGGGCGCCGCCGGCCACUCCGUUGCGAUGAUUAAAGCCCAUCCAGAAAUGGAAUUUUACGUCGGGCUCGAUGUUGAUCCUGUUGCCCAUCAAAUAGCUCAAGCUCAAAUAAACAAUACCUUGCAAAUAGACUCCGACCACUCUACAAAAAAAUUACGAGUACAUACGCACUUGAAGAACUUCAAGAAUAUUCAAGACGUGCUUCGUGAAAUUGAUGAGGAUAUAUUGAAUACUGGAGUUCACGGAAUUUUAAUGGAUUUGGGUAUGUCAUCCAUGCAGGUAAACAAUGCUGAAAGAGGGUUUAGUGUUCUCUGUGACGGACCUCUCGAUAUGCGGAUGAAUCCCCAGGCCAAUUUGAAGGCAGAGGACAUUCUAAAUUUUUGGCCAGAUACCGAAGUGGGGAGAAUUUUACGAGAUUACGGUGAAGAAAGCAAUUGGUUUUCUCUCCAAAAGAAAAUUGUCAAUGCCCGUUUAACCGGUGGAUUGCAUUCUACGCGCGAACUAGUUGACCUUAUUCGGAGGUCAACUUCUUGGACAAGAGGAGGGAGGCAAGGUUGGAUCAAGACUGCCACACGGGUUUUUCAAGGUCUUCGAAUAGCUGUGAAUGACGAACUGAACACAUUGAAAGAUUCGAUCCAUUCUAGUUUUGAUUCUCUCUCUUCUGGUGGGAGAUUAGCUGUUAUAUCAUUCCAUAGCUUGGAAGAUAGAAUUGUGAAGCAGACGUUUUUGGACAUUGUAAACUGCGGUGAUGGUGAAGGCGGCGAGGGGCGUUUGAGUAAUUCUACGAAAUUCGAUUCGUACAAGGAGAAAGAAAUUUGGAUAAAGCAAAUGGUGCAAGGGUCGAAUGCGGUUGUACUGACAAAGAGGCCCGUGACACCGUCGGAAUCUGAGGAGAGAUUGAAUCCGAGGAGUCGAAGUGCUAAACUUAGGGUAAUUGAGAAAAUUUGAGGCUGAUUUUUUGUGUUUCAUCUUGUGUUUUAAUGUGACUAAUACACAAUUGUUUGACAAUUUUUGAAAUGUCAUUUGUUCUAGAAGUAAGAUAAUUUCUGGGAAAAUUAUGGCCGCCCUGAAGUAAGGUCAAAUUAAAAAAAAAAACAUUUAUUGUUUGAAUAAUUACAUGUUCCUCAAA
Molecule: messenger RNA, 1533 nt
Organism: Erythranthe guttata (spotted monkey flower)
Lineage: Eukaryota; Viridiplantae; Streptophyta; Magnoliopsida; Lamiales; Phrymaceae
Product: mraW methylase family protein
Biological process (GO): rRNA base methylation
Molecular function (GO): rRNA (cytosine-N4-)-methyltransferase activity
Source: RefSeq, a predicted model, not a curated record